Hydra vulgaris (swiftwater hydra) is the source of this 1529-nucleotide messenger RNA. RefSeq lists its product as uncharacterized. The record is from RefSeq and is a predicted model, not a curated record. Lineage: Eukaryota; Metazoa; Cnidaria; Hydrozoa; Anthoathecata; Hydridae.
AUCCAUCAAGAGCAACAAAAAGAAAUCUUGCUAUGUCAAUUAUUAAUGCUUUUCCUAAACUGCACUCUGGUGGACCUCUAGGAUAUGAAAAUUACUAUUGCGCUUAUAAGGAAGUUGAAGUAAAUGGCAAAAAAAAAGAAAAUAACACCUCAUGGACAUAUCGAGGAGCAGCUGAAAACAAUUAGGAAGUUUGAUGGUGUCCAUGCCCAAACUACACGAAAACGAAAAUCCGUUUCUCAAACGACUUUUGAUGUUGCAGUUCCUUUUUCAAAUGAAGAACGAAACAUUAUAAGUGAGUUGUCAUUUGAUGACAUUCAGUAUGAUCGAAAACAAUAUAUUCUUGAAAAAACUAGAGUAUCGUCAAGAAACUGGAUUCUGUCAUCAAAACCACCUUUUCAUGAUUUUAUUCGGAAAUUUCCCCUAUUUAAAGAUUUAGGAUUUGAUUUUCAAAGAGAGUUUACAGCAACAUUUGAAAAUGCUAAAGAUUUGCUUACGCAAUCGGAGGAUAUGGCUCCUCGUGUUAUUACUUGGGCUCGUAGAAAGGAGAAUCCGAUGGCAAAGCAACUACUUUUAGAGCUUGACAGCCAGCUAAUACCUGCAAAUCAUCGAUGCAUGGAGUUUGCAUUUCACUUGCUUCCAUACAUUCUCCAAGUGCCUCCUAGAAAUAAGGAUCGACCGUCUACAGCUGAAGUUGCAGCUCACUUUAUUCAAAUCUUUCCUGAAACUACAGCUAUGGAGACGAUAAUUGAUGCAAAUAGACAUACCUUUUUCAUGCAUCCAUUUGUUAUUGCAAUAGGGGCUCGAGGCAAUUUGAUUCAGUCGUUUAUUUUUAUAGAAGACAAUGUUAUUCCUAUUAGAAAUGGUAUGUUAAGUGCAGUCGACCGUUUGCUGAAACUAUAUUUUGUAAUCGAUAUUAAAUAUGCGAAAGAGUGCAAACAUGUUUUACAUUUUUUGCAAUGUGUAGUUAUGGGUAUUCAUGACGAUUUGCCGUUGUCAAGAGGAGGCAGUGAUCUUUCGUUGUUUGUUAAUGAAAAAUUAAGGAGUGGAUAAACUUUUAAAUGUUUUUAUUUUAAAGGGUACGAAAAUAUAUUAUAUCAAGAAAAUAUCACGUACUUUAUAAACAUUCCAGUUGUCUCAUAUUCAACAAUGACACGUUUACCUGUCUGAUGCUCAUCAAGUAGUUUACAAACAUCCUAAAAAAGUUGAGAUUUUUUGAAAUAUAUUUUUAGAAAUUAAAAUCAGUCCUUAUAGUUUUGCAAUACAGCUAUAUAUGUUAAAAAAUUUACAAAUUUGAUAUCGUCUAUUCUAAGUACUGGAUACGGAGUAUGAAGAACAUCGCUAUCACGUGAAUGUGUUGAAUCUGAAAGGGGAUUGGAAGUUGAUAAACUAGUACUAGAACUAGUCUGAUUAGGUGAAACAAGACUAUUUUCAACAGUGAAAUCAGUUUGUAAACACUCAGUCUGCACAAAAUCUGUGGAUUGUUCCUAAAACUAUAAUAUAAAGAUAUAAUAUAUUUAUAGAUAUAAUAG